Molecule: messenger RNA, 282 nt
Organism: Knipowitschia caucasica
Lineage: Eukaryota; Metazoa; Chordata; Actinopteri; Gobiiformes; Gobiidae
Source: the annotation of a GenBank genome assembly
AUGAUGGUUUAUGAUUGCGGACGAGCGGAGAGUUUAUCGGCUGUUGUUGGAAGGACAGCUGCUGGGCUUGGCUCCUGCCCAGGCUGUGAGAGGGACAUUACCUGGGAGCAUCUGUGCGCCGCCUCGUCCAACCAUAACUGUCCCGCCAUGAAUGCACUCACUAAUAUUCAUCUGAGCGGCGGCGAGGCGGCGUGUUGGGAGUCCAGGGCGACGCGGGGUCAAGGUUGGGGUCUGCAGAUGCAACUGUUCCAUCAAACCGUCGCCCACUGCACUCGGCUUUAA